This is a messenger RNA of Quercus robur (English oak), 672 nucleotides long. RefSeq lists its product as uncharacterized. The record is from RefSeq and is a predicted model, not a curated record. The transcript is spliced from 3 exons. The coding region runs from base 103 to 672 and encodes 189 amino acids. NCBI's taxonomy places the organism in Eukaryota, Viridiplantae, Streptophyta, Magnoliopsida, Fagales, Fagaceae.
GAAGCUGGCACGGGGGGCGCGUCCUCCUCCCAAGUGGCUCCAGCGUGGGAGCCAAAGUUCCUUUUGGGCGGCAAGCCAUUGCCCUCAACCGCCUCUGUUCGGAUGUGGGAUAAGGGCGAGGGCGGCCGUAUUGCCCAAACUUUGGCUGAAGCUCUCCAACUUCCCAAGGACGUGCACGCUUUCGAGGAUGGGUCCGAGGAGUCUAUGGGGCGCCGGUUAGAGUGGCACGCCAUUGCGGCCGCUCAACUGGCUCACAUUGUGGCUGCCCGGGCACGGGAGCUUGAUGAGGAAAACGAGCGCGAGAAGGGGGCGCGGGAGUCAGCAGUGAAGACGGCUAAGGAAAAGCUGAAGAUUGCUGAGGCUGCUGAGAAGAAGGCUGCUGCUGCAGAGAAGUUCCGAGCAUUGGCCGAAAAAAGGAAUGCAGAGCUCCUGACCAAGCAAAAUGAGAUGGAAGUCAAACUAGCCGAAGCCAUCAGCCUUAACACUUCCAAUGCCGAGGAGAUAGCCGAUCUCAGGGCAGGCUUGGCGGCCGCGGAACAAAAGUGGUAUGACGUAGGUUUUGCCGACGCCAAGAAUUCCGCAGAAGUCAAAAACAGCAUAGACAAAAAAGUUCAUCAUGCUCUUAAUCUUAAUAGAAUACAAGUUCUGGCUUACAUCGAUGAUUACGCGUAG